UGGAACCUCGGUUUAUGAACACCUCGGUUUAUGAAUUUUCGGUUUAUGAACACUGCGGACCCAUCUGGAACGGAUUAAGUCAUUUUCCAUUACUUUCAAUGAGAAAGUUCGCUUCAGUUUAUGAACGCUUCAGUUUAUGAACAGACUUCCGGAACCAAUUACACCCAUGCUUCAGUUUAUGAACGCUUCAGUUUAAGUACUCCGCGGACCCGCCUGGAACGGAUUAAUCCACUUUCCAUUACUUUCAAUGGGAAAGUUUGCUUCAGUUUAUGAACGCUUCAGUUUAAGAACUCCGCGGACUGUCUGGAACAGAUUAAUCCACUUUCCAUUACUUUCAAUGGGAAAGUUCGCUUCAGUUUAUGAACGCUUCAGUUUAUGAACAGACUUCCGGAACCAAUUGUGUUCAUAAACCGAGGUACCACUGUAUUUUGAUUAUUAGGUGCCUUGGGCAUGUCUUAUGGGAAGACAAGAUGGAAAGCCCUUAUAAACAAACACUUAACUGAGGAUUGAUUAAAUGGACUGCAACAUUUAUUGGUGCUCCUCCUUUUUUCUUCACACUGAUGAUCAGAAUGGACUACCCUCAAUAGAUGGUUAGGAUACCUAGACUGAGUCCAGCAAUGGCUCCCCUCCCCUCUCCUUUCCAUGGAUUGUCAGAGCUGAGAGCUUAUCCACUAGCAGAAACCUGCUUCCAUUUCUUCACACCUCUUUCUGUAUUAUGGCUUUUGAGAAUUAACCUGUCAAGAGUGUGACUGAAGUUAGGAAAUUUGACUCCAACUUGUAGUUUGGAAAAUAGUGGCAGUAGCAGUUCUCAAAUUCCUUUCCUUGCUGAAUACAAAGUAAUCAAAGCCUGGGGAGAAUUGUAUUGCCUUUAAUAUUUUUAUUCUAUGUGGAGUGGCCUCUUCACUCACCUAACAGAAUCAUGGAAUAAUUUCAAGGGUUUAGAUCCAAAUCACACAACGUGGAUGGACCUCAUGGAAAAACAUGGCUACUAUGCUCAGAAAUAUGGAAAACUUGACUAUACUUCAGGGCAUCACUCACUAAGUAACCGUGUGGAGGCUUGGACCAGAAGCGUUGAUUUUUUGCUUCAGCAAGAAGGCAGGCCUGUGGCAGAACUCGUAGGUAACAAGUCCUAUGUGAGAGUCAUGCAAAAAGAUUGGAAGGCCACCGACGAUGCUGCAGCUUGGCUAAGAAACAAAGCCACCAACUUGACACAACCCUUCGUUCUUUACUUGGGGCUAAAUUUGCCUCAUCCAUAUCCUUCACCUUCAUCUGGAGAAAAUUAUGGGGCAUCUACAUUUCGGACGUCUCCUUAUUGGCUACAGAGGGUGAGAUACGAAGCCAUCAAGAUUCCAAAAUGGCUUCCAUUUUCAGAGAUGCACUCAGUAGAUUACUAUUCCUCUUAUACAAAGAACUGCACAGAGAAAUUUACGGAGAAAGAAAUCAGAGAUAUCCGGGCACAUUAUUAUGCCAUGUGUGCAGAAACGGAUGCAAUGCUUGGCGAGAUAAUUUCUGCUCUAAAUGACACAGGACUACUCAGAAGGACUCUUGUCGUAUUCACUGCAGACCACGGAGAACUUGCCAUGGAACACAGGCAGUUUUACAAAAUGAGCAUGUACGAAGCAAGCUCCCAUGUUCCUCUCCUUAUAAUGGGACCGAAUACUAAGCUGCAGUUCAUCCCCAAUGUGGUGUCCCUUGUGGAUAUCUACCCUACCAUGCUCGAUGUUGCUGGGAUACCUAUACCAAAAAAUCUCAGUGGAUAUUCACUGAUGCCCCUGGUAUUGAAAGAGGCAGAAGAUAAAGUCCCAACUAGACAGCAACAUCCUACUUGGAUUCUGAGUGAAUUCCAUGGCUGCAAUGUGAAUUCUUCGACCUACAUGCUGAGAACUGACAGGUGGAAAUACAUAGCAUACUCAGAUGGCCGUUCAGUAUCUCCUCAGCUGUUUGAUCUCUCUGCCGAUCCAGAUGAACUAACAAACGUAGCAACCAAGUUUCCAGAGAUCACACAGUAUUUGAACAAAAAACUCUACUCCAUCGUUGAUUAUCCCAAAGUCUCUGCCUCUGUUGAACAGUACAACAAGCAGGAGUUUAUCAACUGGAAACAAAGUUUAGGACAAAACUAUUCUGAUACCUUAGCUAACCUCAGGUGGCACCAGAACUGGAAGAAGGACCCAAAGAAGUACGAGGAUGCAAUUGAUAGAUGGAUUAAAGAGAAGACAAAUCUGUGAAAUGUCUGCAGAAAGUGAGAAUGGACAAUCUGCUCCUGGAUGUAAAGAGGCAGUGCGGGUGCAAUAAGCAGUUACCUCUUACUGCAACAGAUACUGAAAUGGGAACAUGGGGUCGGAUGCUAUCCUCCAGUCCCUCCCAUUUCCCAACACAAAUCUACUCUGCUAAGCUAUAAAUACUAGCUAGGCCCAGUUGCCUGUUAACCAGGAUUUGCUAGGCAGCUUCAAAACCUGAUUUCAACUCUGGUUAAGAAGAAUCCGUGCUAAGUGACCUGUGAUUCACAUGGAUGUUGAUAUAAUGGCCUUAUUGGGACAUAGUGUUAAAUUAUGGUUGUUAGCAUGAGCCUUGUCUGCACUUCCCAUCUCCCUUCUCCUCUGGCACAGCCACAAAGAGGAUAUCAAAAUCUUUUCCUUCCGUUUUUAACCACAGUUUAGCAUUAUGUUCAAACCUCAGCAAACCAUGAUUAGUCUCAACUAUGGUUCAGAGAAACCAACCAACUUCAAGCUGCAUUUUGUGAAUGUGAUGUCACACUGGGGCCUGCCAAUAAAAGUACCGUAUUCUGCCAGCAAAACCCCUGAGCAAAGGAUACCCCAGGGAGCAAAUGUAAACUGCCACCCCUCCACCAUCUCUAGCACUGAUAAGAAGCCCUUAACAUCCAGGAGAAAUCUCACCAUGCCUGUAUCCAGAGGUUGCUCUAGAAGGACUCUUGAGGCGGGUUCCCAACUCAUCCCCCUUUCAGAGGGGGAGACCAAACCAUCUCCCAGCAUAGAGAGAGCAUAGAGCCCAAAAAGUCCAGGUUCGGGCAUUUACCUACCAAAGAAGUACAUGUCUGAGAGUCCAAAAUUAUAGAGCUACUCAUAUUAAGGGGUCUUGGGUGAAGUGUGGGAGACCAGACUAUGGAAGCUGCUGGAACAGCACAUAUUGAAAUCCAGCAACUCUUGUGAACCACCUUGCCUAUUCUGCCCUGCCUUUUGACUGAUGGCCUCUGUUGCUGGCUUCUUAGAUCCUGCCUUUAGAACUAGGCUUAUUGAUGGACUGCUUUUGUUGUGCUUUGACACGGACUACACUUUGACUUCAGUCUGCUUUUUCACCUGGUUGCAGGAGCAGACAGGGCCUACCCCAGCCUCUGCCUAAGAACUAAGCCCCGACAUGGUUGGAGGCACAGGACAGUUUGCUUGUUUCCCUAAACCUUUGUUAAGAUUAAUCAGAGUUUGGGGUUUGGACAAAGCAAUAAAAAGCAGUCAACUGAAAACAGAAGCAAAAGCUGCUUUUUACAUCUGCACUACCCCCAAGACUAUACUUUUUCAUGUGGGAAAGUAUAUACUGUAGUGGCUAGGACUUAGCUGUGAAUUAGGAAUUCUCACGUUUCAAACUUGUCACUGCCAUGAACUCACUAGGUGCCUUAGAGAAGCCACUUUCUCCGCUGUUGCCUGCAAUAUGAGGAAUAAUCGCUGUUGCCGUACAGUGUUGUAAGGAUAACAAUUAGAUGCAUGUAAAACACUCUGAAAACACUAUACACAUUUGUAUUACUAUACAGUACUUGGAUUAACAAGUAUAGUAUUUACAGUGCCCUAACUGCAGUGGCUAACCUUUGGGCUUCCAUAUGUUAUUGAACACCACAUCCCAUCAGCCCCAGCCGGUAUGGUUCAUAGUCAGGGAUUAUGGGAAUUGGAGUCCAACAGCAUCCACAGCGUACUUUGUAAGCUAUUCCUGCCCUGGUUAAAGUAUUCAUUUUGUGUGUGAGUUUGUGUUCUAACUGGAUUUUUCUUGGUCAGAACACAACAUUUCAAAACAUUUCAAAGUGCAGUUUAGGGCUGAACAAGGGCAAGCACAUCUGUUCAGGCUCCCUCUAGGUGAUCCAUUUCUUAAGCAUUAAGAAUGUGAAGGUUAUUAUGUGAAGGUUAGAUUAUACCUAGUCUUUAUUGAGCAUUUCUUCCAUUUUGCUUGUGGUUAUGUUUACAGUACAUGGAAUCAUUUGUUCACCCUCCACUUUUUGGUGCGUUUUUCUGUCACUUUCAAAACCACAAAAAGUCUUGAGUUUUUUAAAAAGUGGAUUUGUUGCACAAGAGCAACAUAACCCUUUAACCCACCUUAAAUGUAGAAACCUGAAGUUCUGGAAUGCAUUUGAAUUCUUCCCACAUAACAGCGAGUCUGGUAAUGCCCUCAGUUACUAUUGAACACAAAAGAGAUGCAUGCAAUUUUAGGUCCCCCCCCCCAUACUGAUGCCAUUUGUGACUAAUGAUUGUGUGAUACGUUCCUGAAUUCCUUUGGGUUAAUGGUUUGUGUAGCAAUUUACAAGUGGGGUUUUUUUUUUAACACCCCCUCCCAACGAAGUUAGUAUCAUGGUGGUGCAGGUUAAUGCUAGAUUCAUCUACACUUCCUUCUUAUUCUUCUAAGGGCUUGCAGCUAUUAAAAACCGCUGUUUUCUUUUA
Messenger RNA from Zootoca vivipara (common lizard), 4655 nucleotides. The record is from RefSeq and is a predicted model, not a curated record. NCBI's taxonomy places the organism in Eukaryota, Metazoa, Chordata, Lepidosauria, Squamata, Lacertidae.